This is a messenger RNA of Colletotrichum destructivum, 463 nucleotides long. Its product is annotated as Putative ATP synthase assembly factor Fmc1. The transcript has a single exon. Gene Ontology annotation, cellular component: mitochondrial matrix. NCBI's taxonomy places the organism in Eukaryota, Fungi, Ascomycota, Sordariomycetes, Glomerellales, Glomerellaceae. Gene Ontology annotation, biological process: mitochondrial proton-transporting ATP synthase complex assembly. The coding region runs from base 120 to 455 and encodes 111 amino acids. The record is from RefSeq and is a predicted model, not a curated record.
UCGACCAGCAUCACUUGCAGCACCGAAAACACCACCACAUUAAUCAUUGUAGCCCGCAUCCUACUUCAACAACAAUAGCCAAAGACCAGAGCCAAACUGCAAGAUCAAAUAGAGAAACAAUGACGGCCGCCCCUCACCUCCGCUCCAUCUACCGCUCCCUCUUGCGCGAGCUCCCGCCCCGUCCCGUCCUCGCUCGCAAGCGCCCCCCAAUCCACAACCGCCUGCGUGCCAGCUUCGCCCCGACCAACGCCAAUUCCCUCGAGGCCGACACCGCGGCAGUCGCUGCCGCCGAGGCUGAGCAACUGGCCGCUUACCUCCGCGCACAGCGUACCUACGUCACCCUCCUCGAGCGCUACAACCCCGGCAUGGACAUGGACGAGGAGGAGCGCGUGCGCCUGUCGGCCCGGAGGGUUGGCAUGGACCUGCCCAAGGAAUUCAAAGACCGUCUUAAUUGAGCGGUUUC